This is a messenger RNA of Fusarium sp. VM40, 1389 nucleotides long. The record is from the annotation of a GenBank genome assembly. Lineage: Eukaryota; Fungi; Ascomycota; Sordariomycetes; Hypocreales; Nectriaceae.
AUGGCGCUUCUCAAUUUUACCCUCAGUGAGGAGGGCGUUGCAGCCUUUCGUGACGCCCUCAUCUGCCUAAACAAGUUCAGUGACGACGUUUCAGUCGAGGCACGCAAGGAUUCAUUUGUUCUCACAACCCUUAAUACCUCCAAAUCUGCCUACGCGAGUGUCAGAUUUGCCACGACAAAGUUCUUCUCCCGUUAUCAGUACCAAGGGAGUCGCCAAUUCCGGGACCGUUUCUACUGCACCCUCUACAUACGCGCCUUAAUCUCUUUGUUUCGUGCUCGCACGGCGCCCGACUCACAAAGAGAUGCAGAGAAACAAACGCUCAUCGAGAGAUGUGAUGUCGCCAUUGAAGACGGCGAAGGAGUUCAGAGUCGUUUCAUCGCACGCCUCAUCUUUCGAAAUGGACUGACAUCCACACAUCGUCUCCCUUUUGAGGUUGCCGUACCUGUCCACGCCAAGUUCAACAGACAAGAUGCUCCUCAUCACUGGACCAUUUCCUCACGGACGUUGCGGCAGCUGAUGGAUCACUUUGGUCCUGGUAUCGAAUUUCUUGACAUCAAUACCGACGGUGAUCAUGUCAAUUUUACUUGUUUUAGCGAAAAGACAGUGAGCGAGGAUGCGGUUCUAAAGAAGCCACUCCAAACAUCAAUCGCCGUCGAGGCCGAUGAAUUUGACGACAUUGACGUGGAAGACAAGCUUCACAUUGUGAUUGCUGUCAAAGAUUUCCGAGCCAUUGUACAACAUGCUGGCAUGACAGGGAACGACGUAUCGGCUCGCUACUCAAUUCCUACACAGCCCAUACAGCUUUCUUAUACCGGCGAUGCCAUGUCAUGCGAGUUUCUCGUCAUGACAGUUGGUGAGCGUGGAACCAAUACUAGCCAAAGGACUAAGAAAGGCCGCAAAAACGCACCACAGAGUACCGGGCCGCGUCUCGAGGCCACUUCACGUAGGCCGAGUAUGGCUCCUCCAGAAUCACAACCCGUUCCUCAGCCAGCCCCUCCUCCUUCAAUACCUCCACAUAACCCGACACCACAGUUGAGCGCUGCUAGAGCCAGCGCGUCUCGUGCAGGGGCUUUUGACCUCCGGCCUUCGCAGAAACCCCAGCCGCCUGCAACAAACAGAUCUGAGAGUUUGUUUGUUGAGGAUGAAGGCUGGGAGCCCAUCAACUACGAAGAUGAGGAACUUGCAGAAGACAAUGCCAAAUUGGGAUGGGACCAUAGUAUCGACCCGAAUGCUUCUGCUCUGAAUAUGAGCCGCUUCGCGGAGAAUCCUGCUCCUACUGAACCCGAAGUCGAACAACCGCAUCCUCAGCCCACGGACGCUGAAUCAACAUACCUUGAACCAACGCAGAAGCUGGCAGAUGUUGAAAAUCUGGCUCUUUUCCCAGAUUAA